Aphis gossypii (cotton aphid) is the source of this 2891-nucleotide messenger RNA. RefSeq lists its product as uncharacterized. Bases 1 to 2439 code for a protein of 812 amino acids. The transcript has 6 exons. The record is from RefSeq and is a predicted model, not a curated record. Lineage: Eukaryota; Metazoa; Arthropoda; Insecta; Hemiptera; Aphididae.
AUGUGGCAAAAAAAUAUAAAUAUUGACAAGGAUCUUGAAAAUCAAAUUCGUAAAGAAGCAUCAUUUUGGAGAAUGGUUCUUCAAAGGUUAUUUGAUAUUAUAAUUACUCUUGCAACUAAUUCUUUGGCAUUAAGAGGACAUCGGGAGGAUUUAAGUCUAGAAGGAUAUCACGGAAAUUUUUUAUCAGUUGUACAACUUGUCUCCAGAUAUGAUCAAGUCCUAAACCAAAUUUUGGAAAUGCCAAAAGGAUCAAUGAGGUAUCUCAGUCCAACCGUUCAAAAUGAAAUGAUUGAGUGUAUAGGUAAUACACUUGAAGGCCAUUUGUUGGAAAACAUUAGAGCAUCGCCAUUUUUCGCUAUUAUUAUGGAUACCACGCAAGAUAUAGCAAAAGUAGAUCAGCUGAGCAUUGUUGUAAGGUACGCAGCAAUAUCCAGGUCUGAAAAUGGGCAGCCAGUUGAUAUAAAAGUAAAAGAAGUGUUUCUUGGUUUUUAUGCUGUCACUAAGCAUAGUGCUGUAGAUUUAGUUAAACAGGUGAUUACAUUAUUUUCCCAUAAAAAUCUUGAUUUAAAAAAGUGUGUAGGCCAAGGUUAUGAUGGAGCAAGUGUAAUGAGUGAAUUCAUUGAGGCAUCUAGUGAGACUAAUGGUAAUAAUUCUACUACAAUAAAACCUGGGGUGAAACCUGAAGUUGAGUGUAGUUCUACUUCCAGCCUUUCUACAAAUAUUGAUGAGCUUAAUGAAAAUGCAUCUGAUACCUACAAUAUAACAAACAUAUGCCAAACAGCUAUAGUUGAUCAGAAUUAUCCAAGUGAUGUUGAUACAUCUGACAACAUUGAAGAUUCACUAAAUUAUUUUAGUAAACCAUUGACAAAGAAUUUGCAGUCAUUUUUUAAUUUUCAUCCAAAACAACCAAUGAUUGAUAUCACAUUUCAACCUAUGAAGGCUUAUUUUAGAAAAGAAACUAAUUCAACAUUUAAACGAACAUGGCUUACCUAUUCAAAGUCUAACAAUUUAUUUUUUUGUUCGUUUUGCUUAGCAUUUAGUGCUGAAGAGAAUAGGUUUACAGUAGGUUGUUUAGCUUCGUCUAGUAGUAAUUUGUAUACUAGAAUAAGCAAACAUGAAAAAUCAAAAAAUCAUGAAAACAAUUUUGAAGCAUUUUUACUUAAUUCUAACAUGUCUGAUAUCAACUCAAGGUUUACAAGCGGAAAGAGAUAUGAAGUUGAAAGAAACAAGGCGGUUUUGGAAAGACUAAUCGAUAUUAUUAAAGUAAUUGGUAAGCGAGGUCUAAGUUACCGUGGUGCCAAGAAUGCAGAAGCUGCAUACACAUUAAAUGAUUCUUCAUUAAACCACGGGAAUUUUUUAGAGAUGGUUAUGCUUUUAUCUAAAUAUGAUUUUGUUCUUAAGGAACAUACAGAUAGAGCCAUUUACAAAAGUCAAAAAUCUAAAAAUCGUCAAACUGUAUCUAAACCAGGACGACCUGGUAGUCUGGUAACUUUUCUAUCAAAAACCACUGUAGAUUAUAUUAUAGAAAUAAUUGGAUUUUUAAUGAAAACAACUAUUGCCGAAAAUGUUAGAAAAGCAGCGUUUUUUACCAUACAAAUUGAUUCUACUCAAGAUGUUAAUGUACAUGACCAGCUUGCAAUUAUUAUUAGGUUUGUGACUGAUGAUAUAAAUGAGGAAUUAUUAGCUAUUGUUGAUUGUAAAAGCGGGAAAGGUAAAAAUUUAUGUGAUAUUGUAUGUAAAACAUUAAAUGAUCUUAAUUUAGAUGUUAAAAACAGUAUUGGCAGCUCUACAGAUGGCGCAAGUAAUAUGCGGGGUCAAUACAAUUGUUUUUCGUCAUGGUUAAAUAAAGAAUCACCCGAGCAAGUACAUGUAUGGUGUUAUGCACAUGUGCUUAACCUUGUCAUGAUUGAUACAACUCAAGUAUGCAAUGAAAGUGCUACAUUAUUUGGUUUGUUAAAUUCAAUAGCAGUGUUUGUCAGAGAAUCAUAUCUUAGAAUGAACAAAUGGCAUGAAAAUAGCAAGUAUAAAUUUAUUUCUUGUAUUGGAGAUACUCGUUGGUGGGCCAAAGACAGAUGCUUAACUAAAGUAUUCGGUACCUAUUUAAAUCCUAAUGAAUGUUUGUAUGUUGAAAUUAUACUGACAUUAAAUGAAAUUUAUGAAUCAAAUGGAUUUGCUCAAGAUGUGCGCUUUAAAGCAAAAUGUUUUAUUGAUGAUCUUUUAAAAUAUGAAACUAUCCUAACCGCACAUAUUUUUCAAGAAAUAUUUGUAUACACUACACCAUUAUCAUUAUAUUUACAGACUAAAGGAAUGAAUGUUGUACAUGCAUUUAGCAUGGUAAAAACUACAAUCAGAACUUUGCAGUCUAAAGCAAGAGACUAUAAUCAUAUUAAGGAUUUGACAAAAACAUUUAUUGAAUGGGUCAAUUUUAAAAACGGAUGAUGUAGAAUUAGAAUACAAUAUUGAAGAAAUAUUUCCCAUGAAAAGAAUUAAAAAGAAAAAGAAGAUGCCAGGAGAAAUAACUAAUGAUGAGGCUGAGACAGACCCAAUGAAUAUUUCACUAAUAAUUUACCAAGCACAGCCUUUGAAUGGAUUAGUAAAAAACUUAAAAAAUGUGAUUCCAAUAUAAGUCCAGGAUUAAUACAGUCGGAAUUAAAAGAUUUUAUUGAAAAAUGGCCAAAAAUUAAAAACAUUGCUACUACUACAAUCACUAUAAAUGAUGACAAUAUUCAGGAAAACAAUGAUGAAGAUAAACAUGAAGAGAAUAGUAUAGCAUCUUCAACCAGUUUGUGUUCGAAAUUAAAUGAAAAUUUAGCUUGUAAAAGUUGCAUUGUUUGUUGCUUCCAAGUUCUACUAAAAUAUAAUUUACAUUCAAAUUCAUAUAGCAACUUGUU